Molecule: messenger RNA, 586 nt
Organism: Gryllus bimaculatus (two-spotted cricket)
Lineage: Eukaryota; Metazoa; Arthropoda; Insecta; Orthoptera; Gryllidae
Source: the annotation of a GenBank genome assembly
CCACCUCUUGGGCGACGCGGCGCGAGAUAAGGAGCGGCGUCGCGCGGAGGGCGUGCUGGACGACGCCUUCGGGCCCGUGAAGCGCGACGCGGUGGCGGCCGCCGCGGCGUCGGCGCUGCUGCCUGGCUCGGGCCCGCACGUGACGCGCUGCGUGCAGGACGAGGAGGCGCGCGCCAGGGAGCUGCUGACGCGGAUGCAGGUGGAGCUGGAGUCCUGCUACGAGCUGGGCGGUGCCGCAGGCGACGACGCGGAGGAGCACGGGGACGCGGAGGAGGACGAGGAGGUGCGUCGCGAGGCGCAGGAGUUCCUGUCGCUGGCGCUGGCCGUGAUGCGCGCGGUGCCGCUGAUCGGCGCCCCGGAAGUGGCGGAGCUGGCCGGCGCCGCGCCGCACGGCGCCACCUUCCAGCACCACGCGGAGAUGCUGGCGCGGCGCGCGCGGCGAAGGCGCGGCCGCGUGCAGCGCUGCGUCGACCUGCGCCUGGAGGACGCGUACGCGCGCGCCGACGCCGCCCGCGAGGCGCUCGCCGCCUGCCUGCUGCUGCUGGGGCGCCCGCCGCCCGACGCCGACCCCCAUGACGAGCUUUGA